Molecule: messenger RNA, 1008 nt
Organism: Eruca vesicaria subsp. sativa (arugula)
Lineage: Eukaryota; Viridiplantae; Streptophyta; Magnoliopsida; Brassicales; Brassicaceae
Source: the annotation of a GenBank genome assembly
AUGGUGUUCUUCUCUCAAGCAGGAGGAUCAUACACUCUUCCUUCUCGAUCUGUUUGCUCCAAGACGGGAACUAAAUCAGUUUCUGGUGGUGGUGGCGUCAGAAAUUUGAGGAUGAAAGAAGCUUAUGUUAGCUCCUGCUCGCUCCUCAAAACAAGUCAUUAUGUUAAGAGGAUCAAGAGAGGGCAUCAGUUAAUUGUUGCGGCAAGCCCUCCGACAGAAGAGACUACUGUAGUUGAGACUGAGCCGCUGACGAGAGAGGAUCUCAUUGCCUAUCUUGCCUCUGGCUGCAAAUCAAAAGAUAAAUGGAGAAUAGGUACAGAACAUGAGAAAUUUGGUUUUGAGGUCAAUUCUCUGCGACCUAUGAAGUAUGAUCAAAUAGCUGAGCUGCUUAACAGUAUCGCUGAAAGAUUUGAAUGGGAAAAAGUCAUGGAAGGUGACAAGAUUAUUGGUCGACAAGAUUAUUGUUUUGUUGAUCAGGGGAAACAAAGCAUUUCGCUUGAACCUGGUGGUCAGUUCGAGCUUAGUGGUGCUCCCCUUGAGACGCUGCACCAAACGUGUGCUGAAGUCAAUUCACAUCUUUAUCAGGUAAAAGCUGUCGCUGAGGAAUUGGGGAUUGGUUUCUUGGGAAUCGGUUUCCAACCUAAAUGGCGUAGGGAGGAUAUACCCAUCAUGCCAAAGGCUAAUCUGGAUUUUAGCUCAGAAGCUGAUAUGAUCAGGAAGUUUCGUGCUAGUCUUGCUUUGCAACCUAUAGCAACGACUCUAUUUGCGAAUUCUCCUUUUACCAAAGGGAAGCCAAACAGGUUUCUCAGUAUGAGAAGCCACAUAUGGACAGACACUGACAAGGACCGCACAGGAAUGCUACCGUUUGUUUUCGAUGACUCUUUUGGGUUUGAGCAGUACGUUGACUAUGCACUCGAUGUCCCCAUGUACUUUGCCUAUAGAAACAAGAAAUCACCAAUCUGCUAUAGGUUUGAGCAGUUCCUUAAUCUUUUCUGUAACCCUUUGUGA